Messenger RNA from Daldinia decipiens, 2035 nucleotides. RefSeq lists its product as uncharacterized. The record is from RefSeq and is a predicted model, not a curated record. The transcript has 9 exons. NCBI's taxonomy places the organism in Eukaryota, Fungi, Ascomycota, Sordariomycetes, Xylariales, Hypoxylaceae. The coding region runs from base 250 to 1377 and encodes 375 amino acids.
UAUGUCUUAACCGUCCACCGUAUUACUCUUUGUUUAAAAGGCUUAACACGGUAAUUUGCAAGUAGAUCACUUUUCUUUUUAACUAUCAUCGUCAUAGACCUUUUCUACAUAUAUAUCACAACCAUAAUCAUUUAAUAAUGCGCAUUUUUUUCUAUUUCCUUGACUAGGUAGUUUACAACUUCAUCAAUCUGUAUUCUAGCUUGGAAUCGUCUUUUCUCUAUACCGGCUAUAUCAACCAUACCAAUUAAUAUGGAUCCUGGAUAUCUUGAUCGCACCCCAUCCGUAGACCCGCCUCCAGGGCGAGAGCCUAACUUCACCGAUCCCGAAUCAAGGUCCCAUCAGCUAUACAUUCUAAUAGCUGUACUCUCCCCUAUUGUCUUUAUAGUUGGUUCUUUGCGUAUAUACUCCCGUCUGAGGAUAACCCGCUCGUUCGGCGCCGAUGAUUGGAUCUGUAUUGCUGCGACGAUUCUUACUUUAUCUUACUCUGCCUUGAUCCUUAAACUUCUCUGGAAGCCAGGUGGUGGUAUAAUAGGAAUCCAUUUCUGGGAUGUACCAAUUUCGCAUUACAUUGAGUACGAGAAAGGUGCCCUGGCCGACUACGUUCUUUUUCGCAUUGCCCAUACUACAACUAAGGUCGGUUUCCUAGUGUUCUACCUUCGGCUAUUCCGCCCCGUGAGCUAUGUAAGAUUCAUGGUAUGGGCUGGUAUAAGUGUGGUGAUCACCUUUUGCGUCGUUAACGUUGUCGUUCCCCUUGUUGCAUGCUCCCCUUGGCCAAGUGAGCACGGCGAUUGGAUCGCCCCGUCUCUCAUUGAUCGAUGCUAUCCAAUAUCGAUUAAUCUAAGAACCGCCGCCGCUUAUUUUUCUGUGAUUACAGACUUUUACGUCUGGUUCAUCCCCCUCCAUCAGAUACCAAGCCUAGGCCUUUCCCCAAGGAGAAAGGUAGGCGUCAGCUUAGUCUUUCUCACAGGUUUACUUGCUACUGGUGCUGCAUUGGCCAGUCUGAUCAUCCGACAAGACAAGAAGCUAUUCGAUCUAUCAGAUUUCUCCUGGACUAUAGUCCCUGUGUACGCUACUAGUAUUGUUGAGAUCAACGUUGGUCUCAUUUGCCUUUCGUUGCCAAUCAUCUUUGUCCAGUUCGUAGGCCGCUUCACGAACCUUAGUAAAUCCGUACGUUCCUGGAUUCGGGAACGGCGCAGCCAUCACCAGAGUUCAAACGAGAGUUCCCCGAAUCUUACGCCCAGUGACAACGUAGCACCUCAUAUUCCAUCCGUACAGAGCGAUACAGGUUUAUCAGGGAUGCGAUCUUUCCCUGAUGAAGAAAACGAACACUCGGCGGAGCGAUCCUCAGAGGGAAUAUUGGAACGCCAAUUUGUUUGACAACCUGCUUGGUUUAUCAUCGAUUAACUAGUCGCACUUGGUAUAUGUACGUAUGUGGCAUGCUCCCCAGGCGAAAAUUAGUCUGCAUCUAUCUUCAGUUUAUCAACUCCACGCAACGGUACCUUUGACGAGGUACUACAACUUUACCUUAUAAAGUCGACUAAGUCCUGGCAGAAGAACCAUCUCUUGUUUUCUAUUCCUUUCUGGUGUAUUGAUGGUGGGAUACCCUGGGACAAUGGCCGGGGCAAUUCUAUUAGUAAAAUAGAGUAUUAUGGAAACAGCGACACUUCCUAUGUUACUCAAUUUAACUACAACAUAGCCUUGAUCUUUAGAGGUAGAUCGAGGGUUUUUCCGAGUAAAUUUAGGGAAAUUAAGGGAUUUCCAAUAGAGUGAUGCUAGUUACAGAGUACCAUGACAGCCUUCCAUACAGAUUACCCCACGGAAUAGGUGCAUGUAGCUGGCUUUUGAAAUCUGCAAUUAGCAUCACUCUUCCGAAAAAGAAAAAAAGAAAGACACAAUAGUAGUUUAAAGAAACAGUCUAUCAGAACGGAUGAUCGGAUGAUCUUGUCCCACCACUUCUCGAAGUAAUGCCAAAGUCUCAUCCCAAAUUCGCUUCUGUGCAACUUGUCCUUGAGCUGAAAGAACAAAUCCUGAGACU